AUGUCAAAAGUUCAAGCCUCUGUCGUUAAAGUUCCAGACAGUGAACUCAUUGAAUUUCUUCAACGUUACAUUCGACGUAAGAGGAAAUAUUAUGCCAUCGUUGAAUUUAUACAGUCAGGAAUGCAAAAGACUUCUGAGGAGAUGGAAAGAAUUAUUGACAAACACCACUUACGUCAAUACUCAGGAGUUUACGAUAUGAAACGACUUACAAACUACAUUCUGUCAAAACUUUCAAAAUACCCCUUCAAAAAAUAUCCAUCAAACACUUUAUUAGUUUGUGAUGAUUUCGCUGGUAAAGGUUUAGUGUCAAAACCAGACUCACCAUUAGCUAACAUCAUUACUAAAGUCAGACAUUAUCACUUAACUGUAGCAAUACUUAUGCAAACAUGGAGGUUUUUAGCUUUAAACAUAAAACGUCUCAUAACUGACUUCGUUAUCUUUCAAGGUUUCUCACGUUAUGAUAUUGAACUCAUUUGGAAACAGUCAGGUAUAACAUUACCUUUUGAAGAAAUUUGGGAAGCAUAUAAGUCUCUCAUCUCUCCUCGUUCAUACCUUGAGAUUCAUAUCAUGACUAAUACCAUUAAAGUCAAAAAUAUUCCAUGGGAACAACCAACAUUGUUUUAA
Molecule: messenger RNA, 624 nt
Organism: Trichomonas vaginalis G3
Lineage: Eukaryota; Parabasalia; Trichomonadida; Trichomonadidae
Product: protein of unknown function, DUF4106 family
Exons: 1
Coding region: 1-624 (207 amino acids)
Source: RefSeq, a predicted model, not a curated record